UCUAUGACGCUGAUGUAAUGCUUUAUUUUGGAAACAAUUUAACCUCCAAACAGAUUAAAGCUUACAUGUUGAAAAACUUACAAAUGUAUUAAAGACAUCAGUUAACACACAUCGCAAAAAAAAAUCCCCGGAAAAUGUGUUACUGACAUAUGAUGCAUAAUUACUAUAUUGCGUGACAUUAUUCUGAUGAUUAUUAACAGUAACUGAAAUAUGAAAAGUAUAUAUAUUGUUCAGUAAAACAAAGAAGGGUAAUAUUCAAGACACUGUUUUUUUAGAGAAGCGUACCUAUCACCACAGUAAAGCAAUCUGAUAUCUGAUCCGUUCUUCGUGUUUAAAGAAAGCAAAGAAAUAUAAUUACAAGCAAAAGAGUGCAGUUUAAGAGGAUUAACAGGCGACAGUUUAAAGAUUUUUGAAGAUAAACCGUAAAUAAUAUAUUAAUCUGAUUUUACGCGACAUUUUUAAAAAUGCAGUUGAUCGCCACCUGUUCAUUUAUAUGGCUGCUCCUAGACCUGCUUGUUGUCCUUGGUAAUAGUAACAACGCACUAACAACGUCAUUGAUUCGGAACCAACUCAGUUUGCUGGAGAAACCAAACAACAAGUUGGAUAAUGUCUCUAAAUGUGGAUGUCCCUCGAAAAGCCAGAUUGUUUUCCAUGCUGAAAUGGGUUCUGAUAAAACCUAUAAUAAAGGUUCCAUAUGGGUGUAUGACAAAAUGGUCACCAAUAUUGGAAAUGCCUACAAUCCUAGUACAGGGAAAUUCAGUGCACCUACAACUGGUAUCUACCAGUUCAAUUGGUAUACUUUGUGUAAUCCUGGAUCAAUGGCACAUGCGGGGUUGUUUGUAAAUGGAAAAUUCACAGCAAACCAAGUUUACAAUAACGGGGGUGGUAUCAGACUAUGGAUUACAGCGGGUAGCAGCAUUGCCCUUUCACUGAAAAAAGGAGAUGAAGUUUACAUAAUGGAUGUCCAUGGAGGAACUGCUCCGACACUACGAAGUUACUUUACGGCUUUUGGUGGCGUACGGAUAAAUUAA
Magallana angulata is the source of this 1031-nucleotide messenger RNA. Its product is annotated as complement C1q-like protein 4. NCBI's taxonomy places the organism in Eukaryota, Metazoa, Mollusca, Bivalvia, Ostreida, Ostreidae. The transcript is spliced from 3 exons. Gene Ontology annotation, molecular function: protein binding. The record is from RefSeq and is a predicted model, not a curated record. The coding region runs from base 465 to 1031 and encodes 188 amino acids.